AUGAGCGCCCGGCGGUUUGUGAACCUGCUGGUGUCGGAUUGCCAGAAAUUCACGUCCACGCUGCGGCGCUUCGACCUGUCCCGCAACCAGCUCUUCUACCCGACACCGGAAGAAGCAGCGAAACAUGCCAAGGUGGUGCCUCCAUUGACGGGCAUGCCCAACAUGCCAGACCUAAUAAACAACCCCUCGGCGGUGGCGGUGGCCGGGGCGGGGGCGGAGGGAAAGAACAGGAAGAAGAUGAUAAAGAAGCCGGUUUACAUUCGGCUGCCGGCGGCCACGGUCACCAUGAAACCAUCGAUAUGCACGAUGACCCCGUACGAUCGAUGGGGCAGAAUGUACUGCUUCCCUCUCACCGAAACCAAGCUCUUCUUUGGCGACAGCUCCACGCGCAUCUUCCGCUUCGAUGCCGAGACCCACUGCAUCGACACCAUGCCCAGCCUCCACACGCCCAAGCGCUCACCCUUGGCCCUCUCCAUCCCUCCCAAUCCGGCCACCUCGGAGAAAGGCGAAGCUGGGGCCCUCUACAUCAUGGAUUGCAUCCUCCGUCCCGGCAGCGAGGGUCAGGUCCAGUUCGAGGCUAUCGUGUACCGCAGGCGGUUCCACUGCUCCAGCAAGGCGUGGCACUGCGACGCCCUCCCGCCGCCGCCUUUCGUCCACGACCUGCAGGUUGGUAACAAACCGGCCUCCAUCUGCUCCUACGCCAUAGUUGGUGGUCACACCAUCUGCAUCUCCGUCAGGGGCGUCGGCACCUAUUGCUUCGACACGGUGACUCGCGAGUGGAGCAAGGCUGGCGAUUGGCUCAUGCCGUUCCACGGCAAGGCAGAGCAUGACCCAGGGCUCGGCCUCUGGUUUGGCGUCUCUCACAGCAACUUCCACAUCCCGUGCGCCGCAGACAUCUCCGGCGUUGUUAGAGGGGAGGAGCCGCUGCCGGAGCACACACGAAUCUGGGCGGACACCGACGUGCCAGAGGGAUGGUACCCGCACUACCGCCCCGCCAAAGUGGUCCGCCUCGGUUCCGGCAGAUUUUGCGUCACCAACUUCUUCGAAACUAAGGACUACGAUUGCCGCUGCGGCCUCUGGUUGGUUGAUGACAUAUUGGCUGUCUUCACUGGCAUUGAGAUAGUGUUACCCAGCAACGGCAAUGGGAAUGACAACGAUGACGGUGCUUUCAAAGGCAACAACAAUGGGAACGGCAAUAAUGACAAUGGAGAAUGCAAAGGCAGUGUCAAUGGGAACGGCAACGGGUCACCUGGUGUCCGUAUGGUUAAGCAUAAAUCCAGAUUUUGUGGGACUCACGGCACCAACAUGAUCUUGUCGGUGCUCUGA
This is a messenger RNA of Triticum turgidum subsp. durum (durum wheat), 1326 nucleotides long. The record is from the annotation of a GenBank genome assembly. NCBI's taxonomy places the organism in Eukaryota, Viridiplantae, Streptophyta, Magnoliopsida, Poales, Poaceae.